Molecule: messenger RNA, 1743 nt
Organism: Myripristis murdjan (pinecone soldierfish)
Lineage: Eukaryota; Metazoa; Chordata; Actinopteri; Holocentriformes; Holocentridae
Gene: olfm3a
Product: olfactomedin 3a
Exons: 4
Coding region: 10-1161 (383 amino acids)
Biological process (GO): signal transduction
Source: RefSeq, a predicted model, not a curated record
GUCCAGAACAUGUCUCAGUCCAUUGAAGUGUUGAACCUACGAACCCAGAGGGAUUUCCAGUAUGUCAUGAAGAUGGAGAGCCAGAUGAAGGGCCUGAGGACCAAGUUCAGACAGAUUGAGGAUGACAGGAAAUCCAUCAUGGCCAGAAAUUUCCAGGAGCUUAAGGAUAAGAUGGAUGAGCUGAAGCCGUUGAUCCCUGUGCUGGAGCAGUACAAGACGGACGCUGUGCUCAUCUCCCAGUUCAAGGAGGAGAUCAGGAACCUGUCGGCGGUGCUGACGGGCAUCCAGGAGGAGCUUGGGGCCUAUGACUACGAUGAGCUCUAUCAGCGAGUCCUGCGACUGGACAGCCGGCUCCGCAACUGUAUGGGCAAGCUAACGUGUGGGAAAUUAAUGAAAAUCACUGGACCUGUUACAAUAAAGACAUCUGGAACCCGGUUUGGGGCAUGGAUGACUGAUCCCCAAGCAUCGACAAGAAACAACAGGGUCUGGUAUAUGGACAGUUACACCAACAGCAAGAUUGUGCGUGAGUACAAGACUAUGGAGGACUUUGUUGCAGGGGUGGUUUCUCGAACCUACAGCCUUCCAUUUAAAUGGGAGGGAACCAACCACAUCGUCUACAAUGGAUCGCUUUACUACAACAAGUACCAGAGCAACAUUAUUGUCAAGUACAGCUUUGAGACGGGCAGCGUGCUAGCCCAGCGAGCUUUGGAGUUCGCCGGCUUCCACAAUAUGUACCCGUACACAUGGGGCGGUUUCUCAGACAUUGACGUCAUGGCGGACGAGCUGGGCAUGUGGGUGGUGUACGCAACCAAUCAAAACGCCGGGAAUAUCGUCAUCUCACAGAUCGAUCCCGACACCCUGCAGGUCCUGAAGACGUGGAACACUGAGUACUCCAAAAGGAACGCAGGCGAGUCGUUCAUGAUCUGUGGGACGCUGUACAUCACCAACUCUCACCUGUCAGGAGCAAAGGUUUACUACGCAUUCUCGACGAAGACCUCCACCUACGAGUACACUGACAUUCCUUUCCACAACCAGUACUUUCAUAUCUCAAUGCUCGACUACAAUGCCAGAGAGAGGGCACUGUACGCCUGGAAUAACGGACACCAGGUAAUAUUUAAUGUCACCCUCUUCCACGUCAUAAAAACUGAUGAUGACUCUUAGACACAACAGUGAUUUUUUUUCCAGCCACAAACAAAACACCAUCCUUUGCAGUACAAGGAUGUCAUAAUUAGUUUUCUUUUGUCAAAAGUGGACUGCAUAUCUUUACUUGCCAUUACUUGAACUUUUGUAAUUGUGGUCCUGGAUACUUGGCUGAAUUGAGCAUGGACACUUAAUUACAUAAUGGAGAAUAUGUCAUAGUUUUUGGGAUUUUUAUUUAUUUAUUUAUUUUACCUUUUUCAUUGCUGCUGAUCAGACUGGUAUGCCUUAUUUGCUACGUGUUGGUUCUGCCAGCCGAUGACUCUUGAUAGCUUUUGCAUGAAUGUCAACAUUUUGUCUGCAGUAAUUUACUAUACUAUAGCUGUGUUUCUGUUGCAAAUCUGUUCUGCUCACAGUAUUUGUAUUAAUGUCUAUUUGAAACUAUUUAAAUCUUGAAAAGGCCACCUUCUCCUGCAUAUUUGCUACCAUGUGAAGCUAGUUGAUCAUAUAGUAGCCAUUCUUUUAAAGAUGGCCUGUAAAAUAUUGCUGUUAUGUAUGUCUCUGUGUAAGAAGUAAAUUUGUAUUUUUUAUAACACAAAACCAUAA